Fibroporia radiculosa is the source of this 2985-nucleotide messenger RNA. RefSeq lists its product as uncharacterized. The transcript is spliced from 5 exons. Gene Ontology annotation, molecular function: protein-phosphatidylethanolamide deconjugating activity. Lineage: Eukaryota; Fungi; Basidiomycota; Agaricomycetes; Polyporales; Fibroporiaceae. The record is from RefSeq and is a predicted model, not a curated record. The coding region runs from base 1 to 2985 and encodes 994 amino acids.
AUGUCCAGCAAACCGUCCCGUCUUGUCUCGUCGCCUAGCCCAACCCACCAUACACCGAAGCUGCCUCGGUUUCUGCAGAAACAAACGAGAGAUAGGUCCAAAUCCCUCGCCGACCCCUCCGGGAGUACGAGCAGCACCGCGAGUUCGUCUUCAUCGGGCUCGAAUCCUGUCCCAGACACGCCCACAGACCAGAAGGGGAUCAAGAAGAGCUUCCGGGGGAAGGAACGCGAGGAGAAGCGGCGCCAAUCGCAGGACGACGACAGCCUAGUCGGCGACGACAACACCGGCGACGAGCCUCCCAUCAUCGUCGAGCCCGUCAACAUCCCCCGCCCUCGUACUCGCUCUGAGCGGCCAUUGUCUGAGAACGCAUUCCCCCAGGUAGCAUUCUAUCCUUCCAGCUCAUCUUCCCGCCUUUCCGACCUCCCCACUCGCCUCUCAGGCUGGUUCUCGCAUACUUUCAGCUCAUCCUCCACCGACCUCUCGCUUCCGUCUUUACUCACACAACAACACGUCGCCUCAACUACAACUGGCUCACCCCGGGCAAAGGGUUCUGCACUGCUCACAGCAGCUCGACACGGCAAGGGUCAUCUUGACAAGGCGAUGCGAUAUCUGCUCGACAGUGAUGCAACGCCCGACAAAUGUGCAGAGCCGAUCUGGCUCUUGGGCGUCGAACAUCCGGGGUACGAGCCCACACCGCCGCCCACAGCGUCGGCACUGGCAUUGAGUGCUAGCGCAGGUGGAGGAGGUCUCGGGCGCCGGGGGUCGGUCGAGUCGCGCAAGUCGCCGUCCUCAUUACGGUCCUCGGCGUCGUCUUCUCCUGUUGCACCCAACUCUCCCAUUAGUUUUGAUCCAUCUCUUACGCAAUCGCAGCCGUCGCCGUCUUCCGCACAUCCGAAGGACCCAUCGAAGAAUUGGCCGCCGGUGUUUUAUUCCGACUUUACUUCCCGAAUAUGGCUUACAUAUCGUUCACAAUUUGAACCGAUUCGAGAUACGUCACUUUCAGCUCUUAAUUAUGAUAUGGAUGAGCGCGCUGCGCCGACAAGCAGCCCACAGCCGAAAAGGUGGAAUUGGGGGCUUGGUGGAGAGAAGGGGUGGACAAGCGAUUCUGGUUGGGGAUGUAUGCUGAGGACGGGGCAAUCUCUACUUGCGAACGCACUAUUGCAUUUGCAUUUGGGACGAGAUUGGCGAAGACCACCAUAUCCUAUAUACACAGCUGACUUCGCAACCUACGUACAGAUUAUCUCAUGGUUCCUCGAUGACCCCUCCCCCCUUUGCCCUUUCAGCGUACAUCGAAUGGCUCUUGUCGGGAAAGAGCUGGGAAAGGACGUUGGUCAAUGGUUUGGUCCCAGCACGGCUGCUGGUGCAAUUAAGACCCUAGUUCAUGCGUUCCCUGAGGCGGGAUUGGGUGUUUCUGUCGCUGUAGAUGGCGUGAUAUAUCAGUCGGAUGUGUAUGCAGUUUCCAGAUCUACCAUGGGGCUGGGCUCUCCACGAAAACAUGGACGGCCAUCGUGGGGUGACCGUGCUGUUUUGGUACUCAUUGGAAUUCGAUUAGGCAUUGACGGAGUGAAUCCAAUUUACUAUGACUUGAUCAAAGCUCUAUACACGCUACCUCAGACUUUAGGCAUUGCUGGCGGCCGCCCUUCCUCCUCUUAUUACUUUGUCGGUUCACAAGCAAACAACCUCUUCUAUUUGGACCCACACCACGCUCGUCCUACAAUCCCUCUUCGUCCACCUCCUCGUGAUAGUCCAUCACCGGGUGGUAGAGAUCCGGCUGACCGUCAGAUGUCCCCUGAUACGCCAUAUUCUUCCGAUCGCGAGCGCGAGCGCGAACGUGCUCCUCGUAAAGGCCUUCAUUUCCGCUCCCCCACUACACCGUCUUCGGGACGCUCGAGUGGUGCAUCUAGCUUUUCAAACCGCUCGCCUGCGGCGCCUUCCCCAUUACAACAGCAGGUCUCGUCUUCGUCCAGUGCAUCUAUGUCUCAGUCUUCAACACAAUCGCACAUGCGCUGGCAGUCGUCAAGUGCCCUCCCAGAUGAUUCGGAAAUGGAUUCUCGCGAGCUGGGGCUAGGUGCUGAUCUAGAUCCUCUGCAACGCCAUUAUGCAACAGCAUAUUCUGCCACGGAACUGAAGACGUUUCACUGCGACCGCGUCAGGAAAAUGCCACUGUCUGGUCUGGAUCCCAGUAUGCUCAUUGGGUUCCUGUGUAAAGACGAGAAUGAUUGGAUCGACUUACGAAGGCGACUCACCGAGCUGUUCAAUACACACAAGCGGCACAUUUUCUCCAUACAAGACGAGCCUCCUAAUUGGCCAUCCGACUCGGAGGACAAUAUUGGUCUUGAAUCGAUUUCAGAGCCAGAUAUUGAUCUUCCCGAAGAAGAUGACGAACUUUCAGAUCCUCGUUCGACCUCUGCGUCCCCUGAUGCCAGCAUGCAAGGGACUGGAUCCAAAUCGGAGCUGGAUACCGAAGACGACCCGAUUGAUCCCGUCACGCCUGGUGCAGGCAAAUCCUCGUUCGAAAUACCCGAGCAAACGAAGAGCGAGCCAGAGCCAGACGAUCCGAUUGAUUUCGACGACGAGGAAGACGAGGAGUGGAUGGACCCUGCUCCAUAUCCGCCGACAACCCCAGACGUCGAGUCAGCCCCACCUCUUAUACCGCACCAGCAGCUGCAGGCGCCACCAAUCGCUGUAUCAAACUCAACUGACUCAACGCUGAGUACAGCAUCGACUGGGAGCGGCAAGAAACGGAAGAAGUCAAGGAAGGGGACAUUGAAGAACAAAGCAUCGCCCCCUCAGGCCCAGACACCCGUGCAAUUCCCGUUCCCGGCGACGAGUCCCGCGGAGGAGUUGCCAGUCGAGGUUGCGGCGGGUAAUUCGGGCAGUAAACGCGUGCCCCAAAUGCGUACGGCGAAAGCCAGAGACGGCGGACGCACUCAGAGCGGCGGGGUCAGAGGCGUUCCCGCCGACGAUAUCGACGACGACUGUUAG